AUGGUCGCAGCUGCCAUCCCUUGGACAGCACUUUGGGGCUCCAAUGAAGGGUGGCUGUGGUUCUUCUCGCGAGGUUCGAAGCACAAAGAGGGCGCUGUGGCAUGGAUGAAGCACUUUCUCUCAGAGCGAAUCAAGGGCUUUGCAGGCAAAGGAGUGGUCCUCUAUCCUGAAGGCACGCGGUCUUUGCUUCCGGAGGGCUUGCCACUUAAGCUGGGCGCCCUUGGAGCAGCCUAUGAGCUCCAAUGGCCGGUGCAGGUGGUCAUUACCACCAACAAGGAGUGCGUCACUGCCGAGAGGGCCACUUGGUAG
Durusdinium trenchii is the source of this 309-nucleotide messenger RNA. The record is from the annotation of a GenBank genome assembly. Lineage: Eukaryota; Dinophyceae; Suessiales; Symbiodiniaceae.